AUCAGGUCCCAAUUGUUCCUGGCACCCCGUCACCAUGGCGUUCCUGGGGCCUUCCGCACCUUUGCUGCGGAGUCUUGCCCCCCGAUUGUCAAAGGAAUUCUUCACCUGCCGCCCAUGCCUCAUUAGGACUCAGAGUUAUGCAUCCACCUCCGCUUUGCGCAAGCAGUUCUUUGCGCCGGACAAUGCUCGCACUGCACUCAAUACCAUCUCUCUACGCGCCAGAGCCAAGGGUGCUUUCGCCUCUAGUCUGAGAAACUAUGCCUCCAAGUCCUCCAAGUCUUCCAAGUCUGCCAAAUCUCCCAAGCCUGCCAGUUCCUCGAAGCCCGCCCAGCCCGCCCAGCCCGCCCAGGCUCAGUCUGCUGCCUCUGCCGCCGCACCCGAGCAAGCACCGAAACGGUUCUUUCCUAUCCUCACUCACAAGGUGGUAGCCUACUGGCUGUUGGCUAGUGCUGCCAGCGUCUUUGGUAUCGUUGUAUUCGGAGGCCUUACUAGAUUAACAGAAUCAGGUUUGAGUAUCACAGAAUGGCGCCCCGUCACCGGAUCCAUCCCUCCCAUGAACGACGAAGAUUGGGAAUCCGAAUUCGCCAAGUACCGUGCCUCCCCCGAAUUUCAGCUUCUGAACCCGAACAUGACGCUCUCCGAAUUCAAGUCAAUCUACUACAUGGAAUGGAUUCACCGUCUCUGGGGCCGCUUUGUUGGUCUCUCGUUCGUGCUCCCGGCUAUCUACUUCGUCGCUAGAAGGAAGGUCAGCAAGCCCAUGGCUCUGCGCCUUGCUGGUAUUGCAGGCUUGAUCGGUUUCCAAGGAUUUCUGGGUUGGUGGAUGGUUGCGUCUGGACUCAAGGAAGACCUCUUCGCCCCCGGCAGCCACCCUCGCGUCAGCCAGUACCGUCUCACUGCGCAUCUUGGCGCCGCCUUCGUCUGCUACACUGCUAUGCUCUGGAAUGGUCUUGCUAUCCUGCGCUCUCAACGCCUCGCCUCCGAUGUGAACAAGGGCCUGAAGCAACUCAAGAAACUCCAUUCCAAGCACCUGACGGUUUUCCGUCGCUCUGUGGCCGGUGUGGCUCUCCUGGUCUUCGUUACCGCCAUGUCUGGUGCCCUUGUCGCCGGUCUCGACGCCGGUCUCAUUUACAAUGAGUUCCCCUACAUGGGCAAUGGACUUACCCCUCCCAAGGAGGAACUCUUGGACGCCCGUUAUUCCCAGCGUGAGGAUCGCUCGGAUCUCUGGUGGCGCAACAUGCUGGAGAACCCCUCCUUGGUCCAGCUCGACCACCGCAUCCUGGCAAUGACUACCUUCACCAGCAUUAUGGCCCUGUGGGCUUACAGCAAGGUCCCUAGGGUGAACCGCGUGAUGGGCCGCUCGGCCCGCAGAGGCGUUCACGGCGUGGUCGCUUUCGCCUUCUGCCAGGUCGGUCUGGGUAUCUCGACCCUGCUUUAUCUGGUUCCCACACCCUUGGCCUCCGCUCACCAGGCGGGAAGUCUUCUCUUGCUCACUUGGGUAUUGGUCCUGGGCAGCCGUGUUUGGCGCCCAACCCGGACAUUUAAGCUACUCCAGCUGAGACAGCAGUAUGCGGCUGCCAAGAAGGCUGCCAAGAAGGCCUAAAUCUUGUCUCUGUCAAAUCCCUGAGAAUAGGGAUUGCGGGCAUCGUUGACGAAAGAAAUGCAUGUGUAUGGCCCCGCCACAGUACCGCCUGAAGUGGCUCCUCGAUUUCUCUUGUGUUGUACUUAUAACCCAUCGUCCUCUCUACUUUUCGGAGCUUGUUGUUUUCCUUUUUGUACAAUAACAUUGCAUUUUCAGUGCUAUCUUGCGCAUUGUUACUAGAUCCUGUAGCGAUAAGAAGCUUUGCAGGAUGAACCUGAGAACC
This is a messenger RNA of Aspergillus aculeatinus CBS 121060, 1862 nucleotides long. It is a transcript of the gene cox15, whose product is annotated as cytochrome c oxidase assembly protein cox15. Gene Ontology annotation, biological process: heme A biosynthetic process. Gene Ontology annotation, cellular component: mitochondrial inner membrane. The transcript has 2 exons. Gene Ontology annotation, molecular function: oxidoreductase activity, acting on NAD(P)H, heme protein as acceptor. The record is from RefSeq and is a predicted model, not a curated record. Lineage: Eukaryota; Fungi; Ascomycota; Eurotiomycetes; Eurotiales; Aspergillaceae. Bases 35 to 1600 code for a protein of 521 amino acids.